AUGGCCACUCCGGCAGCUUCAACUGCUUCCGCACCCGCAGAUGCUGCUACCAAGGAUACUGUCCCGACAGCGCCAGAAGGGCAAAUAAUAGGUUCUACUGAUAAUACUGAGGUAUCGCCAGAGCAAAAAAAGCCGGCUCGCCCUUCAACUAUAUUGCAUAGAAAAGUCAGCAGCAAACGCCUCGUUGGGCGUUUGCCGAUUUCACCAUCUCCCGGGAGCUCUGCCUCUCAAUCCCGUGUUUCUCUAGUAGCGAAUCAAUUACUGCAGGAUAGUCUGCAGGAAGGAGCUCAGUCAUCGCGAACAACAGAAAAUGAAGACUCGCAAACAGAUCAGCCCACCAAUACACAAGGUGCUGCGGGGCGGCACCACCGUCUGUCCGCCGCAGGGGCAGCUUUUUCGGGGUUGAUGGAACAGUUGAGAGACUGGGCCCACACUGAAAGAGCGAGACAGAAAACUCGUCGUGAGAAGAAAGCCGCCAAGAUUAUUGAACGCCGCACAUCGCAGAAAGCAGGAAAAAGCUCCGAUGCAGCUGGGGGGAUAAUGGGGAGCAUGAUGAUACCAUAUCGCCUAUUUCGAGUGGUGAUGAAGCUGACCAACUGUCCAGUUUAA
Morchella importuna is the source of this 609-nucleotide messenger RNA. RefSeq lists its product as uncharacterized. The record is from RefSeq and is a predicted model, not a curated record. Bases 1 to 609 code for a protein of 202 amino acids. The transcript has 3 exons. NCBI's taxonomy places the organism in Eukaryota, Fungi, Ascomycota, Pezizomycetes, Pezizales, Morchellaceae.